This is a messenger RNA of Mugil cephalus (flathead mullet), 2606 nucleotides long. Its product is annotated as H-2 class I histocompatibility antigen, Q10 alpha chain-like. The record is from RefSeq and is a predicted model, not a curated record. Gene Ontology annotation, biological process: immune response. Lineage: Eukaryota; Metazoa; Chordata; Actinopteri; Mugiliformes; Mugilidae. The transcript is spliced from 12 exons. The coding region runs from base 132 to 1553 and encodes 473 amino acids. Gene Ontology annotation, cellular component: external side of plasma membrane.
UGUUGAGCAGCUAGAACCAGGAAACGAAGAAAGACAGACGAACGAGUUUUCAUCGGAGAGGCAUCAAACUCGGUCCGAUAGACGGAUAAAACUAAGUUUAGACGGAGAACUGAGUCACGUUUGAGUUCAAAAUGAUCUUCUUCGUUGUUUUAUUGCUUUUGGGGGCAGAUGUGACGGUAAACAGCGAGAAACAUUCCCUCACGUACAUCUACACGGCCCUCUCCAAACCUGUGGGACUCGAGGGCAUCCACGAGUUCACAGCCAUGGGUCUGCUGGACGGCAAGAUGAUCGACUACUACGACAGUGAGCAUCAGACCAAAGUUCCCAAACAGCCCUGGAUGGAAGAGCGACUUUCUAAAGAGUACUGGGACAAAGGAACACAGUCCCGCCGGAGCAAGCAGCAGUGGUUCAAGGUCAACAUCGACAUCCUGAUGAAACGGAUGAGACAGAAUGACACCGACGUCCAUGUUCUCCAGUGGAUGCACGGCUGUGAAGGUGAGGAAGGAACUGACGGCUCUCUACAGUUCCAGCGUGGUAUGGACAUGUACAACUAUGAUGGAAACGACUUCCUGUCCUUCGAUGAUGCCAACGCAGUCUGGGUCGCCCCGACUGAUGCAGCUGUCCCCACCAAGAGGAAGUGGGAUGAAGUCCAGGUCCUGAAAGAAUACACCAAAGGCUACCUGGAGAACGAGUGCAUGGACUGGCUGGGGAAGUUCAGGAGUUACGGCGAAAAUCAGAUAAGACAAGCCUCUCCUCCUGAAGUGUUCUUGUUUGCGAGAAACGCCAAAGUUGAGACCAACAUCAUCUUGAUGUGCCUGGCCACAGGCUUCUACCCAAAAGACAUCGUCCUCAAUAUCAGGAGGAACGGCCGUAUUCUAACCAGAGAGGACGGAGUGGUGACCUCAGGAGUUCGUCCAAAUGAAGACGACACCUUCCAGAGAAGAGACUAUGUGGAGAUUAAAAAAUCAGACAAGUCUGAUUACACCUGUGAAGUCAUUCAUGCUGCAUCUUAUAUGAAAGUGGAGAAGCCCUGGGAUCAUCAUCUUCCUCCUCCUCCUCACUCUGGUGGACUCAGCACUGCUGUCAUCGUUGGUGCAGUGAUGGGAGCUGUGGGUCUGGUCCUGGGUGUAGCUCUGACUCUGGCUGUCGUGCUGGUGGUACUGAAGAAAAAAGGCAUCCGUGGAGCUGCUACUAAUGAUGAUGCAAAAGAUUCUCCAGAGGUGGUUGUAGUUCCUCAACCAGUUGGUAACAGCGUGAACGUUCCUCUCCUGAAUGCUAAACCAACUCCUUCAGCUCCUCCAUCAGGUGGUAACGAUGUGAACAAACCUCUCCUGGAUGGAACCAAAGAGUCUAAGGCGUCUCUGAACAGCGACAACAGCUCUGACUCUGGUGUUAAUGGUUCUGCUGGCUCUGAUUCUGCUGGCUCUGGUUCUGCUGGCUCUGGUUCUGCUGGCUCUGAUUCUGGAGCCUCUACUUCUUCUGCUGACGCUGCUUCUAGGCCACUUCUUUCUAGUGCCCCUGACAGUGGCAACGAUGAGGCUAAGAAUUCCUGAACAGAAAUGAUCCAGCGAACGUCUGAAGUCUCCAGAAAUACUUCAUCAGAAACAUCAGGUCCAUCCAUCAGUGAGAAGGAGGCUGAGACUAAGAGGAAUGUAAAUUAAACUAAAGCUUUUUGUAGCUUAGAAAACUGAUGAAUCAACAGCUGAACAUGAUUCUAUUGAUUUCUUGAGUUAAUAAGUAUUUUUCAAUCUUCUUCAAUGUGACAUUUAGAUGAACUUAUUUGAAUCAGGAGCAUUUUUUAGAGCAAGCUGGAAGAAAUGAAACUAAUAACGGUUUAGACUUUAAAGAGUUGAGAUUAAACUAGAAAGAUUUGUCCAUGGUGAACAUUUAAAACCUGGUUCAUGUUAGAUUAGUGAUCUGUUUCAUGUAGAAGAAUCAGGGAGAAACUUUCAAAUGAAUUUAAAAUCAGAAAAGAAAACAGAAUUAAAACAAGAAUAUUAACAGAAAGUUUAAAGUAGAACUUUAUUGGUGCCUUAAUCUGGAUUAUUGAACAGUUUGAACCACGUUUUACAAACAGUCUGAAGUCGAUACACUGGCAUCAUAAUUUUAUAUUAAUCUGAUGUAUUGUGACCAGACACAUCAGGAAUGAUUGGAUGUAAAUAGUUGUUACUCUCUAGAUUUAAACUCCUUAGCUGUAUAAGUGUGACCUGGUACCAGCAACAGAACUUUGCUGUAAACGGAUUAUUAUUUUAUUAUUUUACUAGUAAAUCUCUUCUUCAUGUUUUAAAGCUAAUCAUCAUUAAAUAUGCGCCUGUCUUCAGUGAAUUCAGUUUGUAGAUGGGAUAUUAAGCUCUUUUAUGUUGAAAUGUACUCUGUGUAUUAUCUCUGUUUUUACAUUUUUAUCAUGAAUAAUCAUUUCCCGCUGAGGAGCACUUUGGUUUUACUUGCUUUAAGUUCUGAGCACGAUGUUUUUGGACGGUUUCAGUUCAUUGUUUUCCAGCAGAUUAUUAUUAUUAAAGGUUAUUUUAAUCGGACAAGAACUGAUUUUACUGUUUAUUCUCUUUUUGUGAAUGGCUUUCAGAAAUGAAUAAAAGUGACUUAGUCAA